Scophthalmus maximus (turbot) is the source of this 2745-nucleotide messenger RNA. Its product is annotated as taste receptor type 1 member 1. The record is from RefSeq and is a predicted model, not a curated record. Gene Ontology annotation, biological process: G protein-coupled receptor signaling pathway. Gene Ontology annotation, molecular function: G protein-coupled receptor activity. The transcript is spliced from 6 exons. Gene Ontology annotation, cellular component: membrane. Bases 134 to 2671 code for a protein of 845 amino acids. Lineage: Eukaryota; Metazoa; Chordata; Actinopteri; Pleuronectiformes; Scophthalmidae.
CCCCCCGGGAAGAUGCAAAAGUGAACCACUCAUCUCUCCCUCUGCCGCGCAGAACUUUCAAAUACGGCCUCGGAAUUCGUUUUGCAAACCACACUGAGCUCUCACAGCGGCGUGCGUGAGGUGCAGGUGAAGCAUGGCUCUGUUUGGUGCUGUGCUUCUGUCUUUGGGAUGGAUGAUGGUGCGGUUAACUGAUGGGGAACUAGACUACGUCUCUCAGGGACAGGGUAUGCGACUGCAGGGCAACUUCUCUGUCGCUGGACUGUUUCCUCUCCACGACACCGACGAACCGAGUGCGAGUCUGCCUGCUCUGCGUCCCUGUAAUGAAGGUCGACCCAACAAACACGGCUUUCACCUGAUGCAGGCCAUGAGAUUUGCUGUGGAAGAAAUCAACAACAGCAGUGGACCACAGCCUCUUUUGCCGGGAGUGAAGCUGGGCUACCAGAUGUACGACGUCUGCUCGGUGCCGGCCAGUGUCCUGGCCACGCUGGACCUGCUGGAGCAGCAGAGCCGGAGCCCCUCCGCCCCUGGGACAGGGGGAGACACAGACUAUGACCACAGUGAAAGAGCGGUGGCAGUGAUUGGGCCUGACAGCAGCAGCAAAACGUUCCCCCCCGCUGCUUUACUGGGGGCCUACCUCAUCCCACAAAUCUCUUACGAAGCGUCGAAUGAAAUGCUCAGCAACAAGUUCCUCUACCCAGCCUUUUUACGCACAAUUCCCAGCGACAAGAACCAGGUCAAAGCGAUGAUCGAGCUUCUAGUUCGCUUCAACUGGAAAUGGGUUGCUCUGUUAGGCAGCGACAACGCCUACGGCCUGGAGGGCAUGCAGAGUCUCGCCAGCCAAGCACCACGCCACGGUAUCUGCGUUGCCUACCAGGGUGUCAUCCCCUCACUCAAAGAUAACACCAAACAGAUCAUGAGGAACAUGGUCGACAGCAUAUUGAUGACCAAGGUCAACACCGUCGUGGUCUUCUCUAGCAAGACAAAACUCAGUGGCUUCUUCCCGUUUGUCGUCGAGCGCAACGUGACAGGCAAGGUCUGGAUCGGGACGGAGGACUGGUCUGUUGCUACCCUGAUUUCAGGGAUACCUGGGAUCCAAACCAUCGGCACCGUGCUCGGUGUCGCCAUCAAAUAUGAGGCAAUUUCUGGGUUUGAGGACUUUGAGAGAAAGGUGGUCCAGGCUUCAAUGAGUGACACCCGGGGAGUCUCGGGUGGCGCCACACACCCAGGGGACGACUGCCUUCAGAGCACAGACCUGUACAGCCUCGCCCGGAGGAAUUUCUCGCUGGAGGAUUAUGACAUGACCUCCUCCUUCAACGUGUACACGGCCGUCUACGCUGUAGCUCACGCUCUGCACCGAGCUCUUGGUUGUGAUAUUGGACAGUGCCAGAGGAGGAGGGUGCAUCCGUGGGAGAUUCUCUCGUGGCUUAAGCAGGUGCGAUUCCCUCUGGGCAACACCUCUGUGCACUUCGAUGUGAACGGCGACCCGAACACAGAGUAUGACAUCGUCUCCUGGGUCUGGAGGGGGGCUGACUGGUCCCUCAGAGUGGUGGGUUCCUUCAGCCCCACCAUGCUCACUGUCCAUGAGGAUCAAAUUGAGUGGCACGACACAGAACAGGCGACACCAGUGCCGCAGUCCAUCUGCUCCCCCCCCUGCCCGAGGGGUCAAAAGCAGCUGCUGAUCGGGCAACACACCUGCUGCUUCGACUGCCAGGCCUGUCCUGCGGCCACAUUCCUCAAUAUAAGCAAACCCACUGUGUGCCAGCCAUGUCUGCCGGAGCAGUGGGCUCCCCCGAGCAGCGAUCAGUGUCUGAAUAGGACCGUCCUGCUGCUCGCAUGGGACGCCCCCCUCUCCAUUGCCCUGCUCUUCUUUCUGGCCACCUGUCUUCUCAUGACCCUCGGCUCUGCAGUAAUCCUCCUGCUCAACCUGAACACGCCCGUGGCCAAGUCUGCUGGCGGCCGCACCUGCCUCCUGAUGCUGGCAGCCCUGACUGCCGCUGCCAUGAGCUCUUUGUGCCAUUUUGGCCGGCCGUCUCCUCUGGCCUGUUUCCUCAAGCAGCCUCUAUACAUCGUCAGCUUCACUGUGUGCCUGGCCUGCAUCACUGUGCGCUCCCUCCAGGUUGUCUGCAUUUUUAAAUUUGCAUCCAAGCUGCCGCCUGCGUACGACAAAUGGGCCAAAAGCCGCGGGCCAGAGUUGACCAUUUUCCUGUUGUCUGUCACCAUCUUGUUCAUCUCUGUGCUCCGCGCAGCCCUCGACCCUCCUCAGCCGUCCCAGGAUCUUGACUUCUACAGGGACAGCGUUGUGCUGGAGUGCAGUAAAACCCUUUCACCAGGCGCACACCUCGAGCUCGCCUAUGUAUUCCUGCUCAGCACCCUCUGCUUCUCUUUCAGCUACAUGGGGAAAGACCUGCCGGCGAACUACAACGAGGCCAAGUGUGUCACCUUCAGCCUCAUGGUGUACAUGAUCUCCUGGAUGAGCUUCUUCACCGUGUACCUGAUCAGCAGAGGCCCGUUCACCAUGGCCGCGCACGUGUUCGCCAUCCUCUUCAGUGUGCUGUCCCUCCUCUGGGGCUACUUCCUGCCCAAAAUCUAUAUCAUUGUCCUGAAGCCGCAAAUGAACACAGCUGGCCAUUUCCAGAAUUGCAUUCAAAUGUACACCAUGAGCAAACAGUGACGCCUGUAAUUGUUUCAUCUGAUGAAACGUAGAAGAAGGGCAUCUACAAAAUGAUGUCGUGUAGAGCCUCACUU